UGAUAAAAACGAUUCCAUUGAUACGUUUUCACGUUUCUUUUCGGCUACAGGAUGUAGAGUAUGUAGACAGGGAAGGAGAUGGAUAAGCAUACACAGGCGUUGUCUACGAAUGGAUAGAACCAGUUUUUCUAUUACCCAUUUGACUGUAGUUCACGUUCGUUAUAAGUAUGUUAUUGUGCAUAUCGAUCAUUUACUUUAAUUUAGUGUCAUUUCUGACCAACUGCACUGAACACUUUUAGUCAUGAUCCUACAGUACCUGGUUGUCUGUUUAGAUUAUCAUACUUCGCUUGCGUUCGUAUGAAAUCAUUCUGGAAUCGGGGUGCUGUGUAUCUCAAGCAGUGUAUUAAACAUACUUCGAGAUAAAGCUCUAGCUGAAAUUUGACUGUGAGAGCAACUCUGACAGCAAAGUGAUUGUAAAAGCUGAAGCACAAGGAACUGAUUGCUGUAAUAAAAUCCGCGAAAUACGAGCAAUAAGGGUUUAUUCGGAUGUUGCUGCCUUUCGGGUUUUUUUUCUUUACAGACGUAAAGAUUUGUCUUACGCUACACACUGACAGAGGGAUUUGGAAUUACCUUCCAAGGAUCUGUGCUGAACUUACACCAUUUAUAGACUGUCAAUGUCAAACAAUCUGAUUAUGAGAUUUAACUUCACGUCCAAGCAGACUUCAGGAUCAACAUGCGUUUGCCGUCUAGUUCCCCAUUCAGCUUUAGAACAGAAAACAGAAUAAUAAACCACUGAAAACGAUUAAAAUGUGGUGUCACCCCCGAUCCUCUAGACAAAAACGUCCUGCCGGUGCGUGAUGGAAAGUCCCGACUCCGAAGCUGUUCGAAAUAAAUAAAGGCGAGGAGCAACAGAGCUUUCAAUCAGGGUUUUGCCUUGAAUUAAUCACCUUCUGUUUAAUGGAUCUUUGAGUUUCCUGCUUGACGCAGUGAGGAGCUGCAGCCCUCUUCUCAGGCCGAGAGCAACCCUGGAUUUUCUGCUAGAAAUUUGCUGCCUUCCUUGAGUAUUUUCUGGGGUUCGAAGUGACACUGAGAGCCCCAGAUUUGGAUCCGGAGACACCUGCGAACUCCUGCGCCCCUGAUUUAAAAAGAAAAGGCCAGGGAAGCCAUGAAGAGAGGGCCACGAGACAGACCAGGCGAGGAAACGGCUUGUUCCUGUUGGACAAUUUAACCUGAACUCGCAGAGAUCAGAAACCUUCCCAUCCGAGGGAGAUGCACGUGAUUCAGACAUUUAUAGUGCCAGAGCCAAAGGAAAGCUUGCUGGACGCAUAGUUCAACUGCGGAUCGCAUUUGAAGCCCAUAAAUGAAUGUGGGGCAGAGGGAAAAAGAAAGAGACAGAAAUACAGGGCUGAUCAGAAAUGUUGACCACAAGGGAAAUAAGCACAAACCAGACUAAAGCAGUGAUAUAUUGAAACUCAGACAUCGCUUUCCAAUACAGCCGCCCGGCCCAGCAAAGCUUGCUCCGCAGGCUGGAUGCAGCCGCCUUCUUUAAUACAGCUGGGGUACGUCUUAACAAGAUCUUCCCGCUGCUGCCAUUUCCAUUUUACCGGCUGACUUGUCAGUACGUUUAUUAAUCUUUGCCUACAUUGAACCGAGCGAGGUUGUCUUUGCUCAGUCAGAGACUUCAGAUCAUUUAUCUUGCCUUUUUGAGUCUCAAGAAAAAUAACACUGACCGGAUAGCUGUCUGCAGUUGUCGUGGCUGCUGGAGCAGGACAAAUGGCUUGCUAUGGAGGCAUAGUGAUGACUACUUUAUACUGGUGGGCGGCACUGUUCUCUUUCACGCAGAUAGCCGGGGUCAGGGGAGACUGCUGGCUUAUUGAGGGAGAAAAGGGCUUUGUAUGGCUGGCGAUCUGCAGCCAAAACCAGCCACCUUAUGAGGCCAUCCCACAGCACAUCAACAGCACCAUCGUGGACCUCCGUCUGAAUGAGAACAAGAUCAAGAGCAUCCACUACUCCUCCCUCAGUCGCUUUGGCAACCUGACCUACCUAAACCUGACUAAGAAUGAGAUUACUUAUAUAGAAGAUGGGGCCUUCUCUGCCCAGUUUAACCUCCAAGUCCUGCAAUUGGGAUUCAACAGGCUGAGGAACUUGACAGAGGGAAUCCUCAGGGGUUUGGGCAAACUGCAGUACCUCUACCUCCAAGCCAACCUGAUUGAGACGGUGACCUCCAAUGCCUUCUGGGAGUGUCCCAAUAUUGAGAACAUCGAUCUGUCCAUGAACCGUAUUCAGCUGCUUGAUGGCGGGACGUUCGCAAGCCUGGGCAAGCUGACUACGUGUGAGUUGUACACCAACCCCUUUCGCUGCUCCUGUGACCUACUGGGCUUCCUCAAGUGGCUUGCCAACUUCCCCAACAGGACCAGCGAGCGCAUGCUGUGUGAUUCCCCGCCGGACUACUCCGGCUACAGCCUUCUCAGCCAGAAUCCCAAUCAGCCCAGUUAUCGCAACGCUCUGCAGAAACUUACCACCUUGUGCUCCGAGGACUAUGAGCAAUCCAACUACAACCCACCCCCUUACAUUGUCACCUCCAUUCCUCCUUCCCCGACCCCUUGCGAGGUUGAGGACUGCGGUUCUGGAGCUGAAACCAUGGCAAUAAUUACAGUUACCCCAACUCACAGUGACCCCAGUAUGAAACCCCAUAUAGAACUUAAGCAUGUAACCCACACCAGCGCUAGCCUUACGGUCCGGAUCCCGCACCCCUUCAAGAAGAUGUACAUCCUUGUGCUCUACAACAACAGCUUCUUCACCGAUAUUCAGAAUCUCCGAAACCAGAAGGAGGAUAUCGAGCUGACGGGGCUAAAAGCCCACACCAGCUAUACGUACUGCGUGGCUUCCAUACGCUAUUCCUUGCGCUUCAACCACACCUGUCUGACGAUCAACACAGGCCCCAAGAACGGGAAGGACCACGUGCCCAACUCUUCCACUGCCACCCAUUACAUCAUGACCAUCUUAGGCUGCCUCUUUGGCAUGGUCAUUGUCCUGGGGUUCGUGUAUUACUGCCUGCGGAAGAAACGGCAGCAAGAUGAGAAGCACAAGAAAUCCGGCAGCAUCAAGAAAAACAUCAUCGAACUGAAAUACGGAGCUGAACUCGAGAGCGGGACGAUCUCCCAGCUCACCCAGAAGCAGAUGAUGGCUGGAGAGAACAUAGCCCGCAUGCCGUACCUGCCUUCCACAGGUGAAAUGGAGCAGUACAAGCUUCAGGAUAUUAUUGAAACCCCCAAAACAGCGAAAGGGAAUUAUAUUGAGGUGCGGACUGGGGAGCAGCCCGAUCGCCGGGAGUGUGAUAUAUCUAUCUCCGGGAACAACCAAGGCUCGGUGGCAGAAAUCUCCACCAUAGCUAAAGAAGUGGACAAAGUCAAUCAGAUCAUCAACAACUGCAUCGACGCUCUCAAAUCCGAUUCGACCUCCUUCCAGGGUGUCAAAUCCGGAGCUGUGUCCACUGCAGAGCCCCAGCUCGUGCUCAUUUCGGAGCAGCCUCAGAGCAAGUCUGGCUUUCUGUCCCCCGUGUACAAAGACAGCUACCACCACCCUCUGCAGAGGCAUCACAGCAUGGAGGCGGCUCCGAAGCGCUCCAGCACGUCCUCCAGUGGCUCCAUCCGAAGCCCGAGGUCCUUCCGCUCGGAGGGAGCCUACAAGUCGGAAGCCAAGUACAUCGAGAAGACGUCGCCCACGGCCGACAGCAUCCUGACAGUCACACCGGCAGCAGCCAUCCUUAGAGCGGAGGCAGAGAAAAUCAGGCAGUACAGCGAGCAUCGGCACUCGUACCCCGGCUCCCACCAGGGCGAGCAGAUCGAGGGGCACGGGAGCCGCAAACCGUCCAUCCUGGAGCCGCUGACUCGCCCCCGGCCCAGAGACGUGACCUAUUCCCAGCUGUCGCCCCAGUACCACAACCUCAGCUACUCCUCAAGUCCCGAGUACACCUGCAAACCAGCACACAGCAUAUGGGAGAGGUUUAAACUCCACCGCAAGCGCCACAAAGAGGAAGAGUACAUGGCAGCUGGGCACGCGCUGCGGAAGAAAGUCCAGUUUGCCAAGGACGAGGACUUGCAUGACAUUUUAGACUACUGGAAAGGCGUGUCGGCCCAGCACAAAUCCUGACUCCACUCAGACUUUUCUUUUCAGAUCUGGACCAAAAUGAAACAGAACAAGCUAGGAAAAAAACAAACAAACCUUAAAGAGGUUUAAAAAGAGAAAAUAAAAUAGAGAAAAAAUACUUCCGCAGCUAUUUUUAUUCGAAAUGCGUUUCUGGACAUGAAAAAGAAAGUCUCACGCUAGUGAGUAUCUAUGUACCAAAAUAAUGGGAAGGAAAUAGAAAGAAUAAACUGUACAACUUGACUUCACCAUCAUUUUUUUAAAGAAAAGACUUUUUCAAAUAAUAGCAUUGGAAUAUUAUCCUUUGGGUAUCGCAUGGCUGUGUCCCGUGACUGUGGAUUAACUGUUGUGUACUUUGAGAGAAAAACAAACUAAAACGUCCGCUGAACACUGUAUGCAAGACUCUGUGUAUUUGUUUUUUUGUCAGAGAGCUACAUCCACAUGCACACAUUUUUUUUCACUCCGUAGCGUAAAGUAAUAUCAGUGAGUCCUACAUUCAAAAUAACUAUGUACAGAUAAAUUUCUAUAUUUGCAACGUUUGCUGUAAGAAAAGAAAAUGAGAAAAGAGAAAAACUACCUGUUUGUAUCAGGUUUUAACCAUGGAUUUCAGAGACAAUUUCUUCAUUAUUAUUUUGUGUCUCAAAUGAAUGUCUCCUGUCCUGAUGGAUAACAAUUGCACUGUUCAAUGAAAUGGUACAUCCAUUUAGAAAUCACCCUGACUGUUGUUUUUCUCCUGUGUUGCAUAUCUUUUGCAGACGUCACGAGUCAAACUGCACAAUACUAACAGUUGAGAUUCAUCGUUUCUGAUUUAAUUUUCCUACCAAAGUGCUGUGGUAGCAAGUCAUUACAUGCUCUGCUGAUAUCUGGGCCCCGAAAUUAAUCCUACAGACCUGAGGAUGAAUGUAUUCUUUACAUAAUAAAAGUGUCUGGCAGCUUUUACUGUAAGCUGCAGUCUUGUUAUUCACAAGCUUUUUCUUCGGGUUGUGUCAAACCACAUGAAAAAUGAACAUAUUACUAGUUUUUAUUAUUUUUUGUUUUACCUGGCAGGUUGCACAAGAAUUUCCAGAAAAAUAGAACAUGUAUAUCUGCUAUUUACAGAACUGAAGGACAUGGUUACUAAUGUACCUGAAUUCCAGUACUAAAAUAUGUUAAACACUGAUCCAUGCAGCUGUGUCAUAAUUACUCCCCUGUGGGAGACUUGUUAAUGAACCCGCCACAAACGUGUAAUGACCUCUCAACAUUGAACACGCUACGGAAGCAGACAAGUAAAGCUGUUGGGUAAAAAUGUGUUCAGAGUGCAUAGGUAUGAGAACAUUGAAUGUAAAAUGGGAUUUUAUCAUUUCUAUACAUCACCAAUAUAUGUAUAUGUGUAUAUAUAGAGUAUUAUAUAAAACUGGUAACAUUAACAGGCCUUGUAGCUGGUAAACUAUGAGUGUUUUAUAUUGUUUUAAUGAAGAAUUAUUCUGCACCAACACUUUUAAUCUCCACUGUGACAACAAAGCAUGACUAAGCAGUCCAGUUGGAAGAACCCAUUAAGGCACUAUUAACAUAUUCAGCAUUAUUACCACUUAUAAACAUUACCCCUGAAUUGAACUGUUAUGAGAAAUUCAUGCAUCAUCCAAUUAUGUCUUCGAGGGGAUUCUAGAAAUAAUUGAGUAGUCCAAUUACACAUUUAAAAAGCCUUAAAAAUCUGGGAGGAAGCUUUUGAAUUUUUUAACCAUAUUAGGAUGUUUUGACAUGUCUUCAUCUGUUGUAUUUUUUUAAGUUAUUCUAUAGAUGUUACCUGUGUACUUUAUUAUGGAUAUGUUUCAGAAUGGCUUACAUGUGUUUUUGUACUGCGGUACACAUUGUAGCACUCCUGAGUCUCAGUGCAGUCAUGUGGAAAACCACAGCAGGGAAGGAACACAGAGAGAAAAGAACAAUGGGUUUAACCUGUAACACGGUGAGGCCAAGCAUACAAAAGAAGCAUUUUGAUGGAUUUCAAGGGCUAUAUGAUCCAUCAAAAAUGAAUAAGAGCACAAUAAUUUUUCAAUUCUUUUUUUAUUGUAUUAAAAAGUUAUCUUGUUCCAGAAAGUACAAAAUUAAAGACAAGACAUAAGCAAUUAGCAACACCUUUCACUUAUCUCAUUGAUUGUUUUGGAUAAAAUCUCUGAUCUCCCAGAUUACUCAAACAAUCAUUUUUAUGAACCAGUCUGUAAAACACUAAUAAACAAUAGGGUUUGAUCAGAA
Lepisosteus oculatus (spotted gar) is the source of this 6315-nucleotide messenger RNA. RefSeq names its product extracellular leucine-rich repeat and fibronectin type III domain containing 1a (gene elfn1a). Lineage: Eukaryota; Metazoa; Chordata; Actinopteri; Semionotiformes; Lepisosteidae. Gene Ontology annotation, cellular component: plasma membrane. The record is from RefSeq and is a predicted model, not a curated record. Gene Ontology annotation, molecular function: protein binding.